Callithrix jacchus (white-tufted-ear marmoset) is the source of this 15410-nucleotide messenger RNA. It is a transcript of the gene SUGT1, whose product is annotated as SGT1 assembly cochaperone of MIS12 kinetochore complex. Lineage: Eukaryota; Metazoa; Chordata; Mammalia; Primates; Cebidae. The record is from RefSeq and is a predicted model, not a curated record. Gene Ontology annotation, molecular function: protein-folding chaperone binding.
GAACGACGUAACGGAGACGAAAGGGCUUGGCUACCUGUGGCAGCCAUGAUUAAAAAUUAGUGAAAAUGGAGCUCGCAGUACCUUGCAUUAUUAACCGAUCUACAAACGCCCCUAACCGCCACAUGUUCCUGAGGGAUGACAUUACGUUACAAAAGUGCUUCUAAGCUACUACUCCUGAAAGCUCUGUGGAAGUGCCCGCCGGCGUGGGUGCGGUGAAAGAGAGGGAGAACGUGUAGGUCCCAGGCUUCCGUAACCAUGGCUGCGAGGGGCGGGGACUGCGAAUGCUGGUCCUGGGCCGGCGGGCCGGCUGGAAGGAAUCGGUCCUCCACUGUCCCAGCCGGCCCCGCGCCUGCAAGUUGCCUCCCGUCCCGCUAGUAGCACGCUGCGUGGCUGCUCGUUGGCUACUUAGGACGGAAGUUCGGUUGGUGUUUCUCCAGAAGUUUCCCCUUUGGGCGGUGGCGGAGGUGGUAACCGCGAUAGUAGCAGCUCUCGCGGCAGCAACAGUGACUACGAGGGAUGGCGGCGGCUGCAGCAGGACCUGCAACAUCCCGGAGAUUUUUCCAGAGCUUCUCGGAUGCUCUAAUCGACGAGGACCCCCAGGCGGCGUUAGAGGAGCUGACUAAGGCUUUGGAACAGAAACCAGAUGAUGCACAGUAUUAUUGUCAAAGAGCUUAUUGCCACAUUCUUCUUGGGAAUUACUGUGUUGCUGUUGCUGAUGCAAAGAAGUCUCUCGAACUCAAUCCAAAUAAUUCCACUGCUAUGUUGAGAAAAGGAAUAUGUGAAUACCAUGAAAAAAACUAUGCUGCUGCUCUAGAAACUUUUAUAGAAGGACAAAAAUUAGAUAGUGCAGAUGCUAAUUUCAGUGUCUGGAUUAAAAGGUGUCAAGAAGCUCAGAAUGGCUCAGAAUCUGAGGUGUGGAUUCAUCAGUCAAAAAUCAAGUAUGACUGGUAUCAAACAGAAUCUCAAGUAGUCAUUACGCUUAUGAUCAAGAAUGUUCAGAAGAAUGACGUAAAUGUGGAAUUUUCAGAAAAACAGUUGUCUGCUUUGGUUAAACUUCCUUCUGGAGAGGAUUACAAUUUGAAACUGGAACUUCUUCAUCCUAUAAUACCAGAACAGAGCACAUUUAAAGUACUUUCAACAAAGAUUGAAAUUAAACUGAAAAAGCCAGAGGCUGUGAGAUGGGAAAAGCUAGAGGGGCAAGGAGAUGUGCCUACGCCAAAACAAUUCAUAGCAGAUGUAAAGAACCUAUAUCCAUCAUCAUCUCCUUAUACAAGAAAUUGGGAUAAAUUGGUUGGUGAGAUAAAAGAAGAAGAAAAGAAUGAAAAGUUGGAGGGAGAUGCAGCCUUAAACAAAUUAUUUCAGCAGAUCUAUUCAGAUGGUUCUGAUGAAGUGAAACGUGCCAUGAACAAAUCCUUUAUGGAGUCUGGUGGUACAGUUUUGAGUACCAACUGGUCUGAUGUAGGUAAAAGGAAAGUUGAAAUCAAUCCUCCUGAUGAUAUGGAAUGGAAAAAGUACUAAAUAAAUUAAUUUACUCUACUGUAUUGUGUAUAAUUCACCUAAUGCCCAUUGUGAAUUGAUAUUGCAUUCUUGAAUUUUGAACACUGAAUAUCUUUUUGAAAGAUUAUACCUCUUUACCUCUUUGUGCUUUAGAAAUUAUUUUCCUUUAAGUGUUCAAGUCUAAUGAAGAAUGAAGAUCACAUUUUAUCACAUCUGUCCUUAAGGAUUUCAGACACAGUGAAACUGAAUGAAGCGUAUCAUUUGCUCCUAGUUAGAUUCAUUCUCUCUAGUUGUGGGGAUAGAGAAAUCUUUAAUGCUAUAUUUUGGGUUAUUGCCUUAUUUUUGAUGUAGUAUUCUGUCAGUAAGUUAUUAGACCUGGCAGCUUUGGGUGAGCAUAGAUUUUUCACCUUCAGUGUUACAAUGUGUUUGCUUUGAAAAACUGCUUUUGAAUGGAGUUGUAAAUACAAUUUUUCUAUGAAGAUGUUUGGUUUAUUUACCUUUUUCUUAAGUUUUUAACGUGAACUUUGAGAAAUUAUCACAGGGAAUUCCCAUUUAGUUCUUUUAAUGGGAAGAAUCUGUGAUUUUAAUUGCAGAGAUAUUUUGGUUCUUACCUUGCAACUUUCUGUAUAAAUCGUAGAUCUAAGUUUAACACAAUGCAAAUUUAAUUAUACCAAGGAUAAUCUGUGAAGGUGGUGCAAAGAAGGUUCUAGGAAAGCCCAAUUCCACUUGCUUCUUUCACCACAGUAGAAUUCCUGAAAUUAUAGCAUUGGUGGGGUUUUUUUGGUAUGUCUUUUCUUUAUUAGAAAAUCUCUGUUGUCAUGUCUCCAUGAUUACUUUGGUUUCAUGGUUUAUGGUAACUACUGUGAGACUAAAUUAAUGUAUAUAUGUUUAGUAUUUACUCAAUGCCUAGAAUAUAUAGAUAUCAUGAGAAUACAGAAAGUAAAAGACAUGAUUGUUAACUGCAAAGAGCUUAUAAACGUAGCAGGGAAAAAAUUAACAUUCAUGAAGGAAGUGUGGAAAGAUUGAAUGCUGAACUCAUUAUAAAUACACUUUUGAGACAGGAAAAUUGUUCUGUGAUUAAAAUUGUUUACAGUCUAAGCUGUUACAAAGUAUAGGCUACAGAUGACCUAUAGAUCUGACUUUAUUUUCUCACCGUAAUUUUCUCAACUGUAAUACCCCAGAGGUUGGUCUCAGCUCUGUUAGGUGUCACUAACAUUUAUAUGGCAAGGCACUACUCUGUACCCUCAGAGCAGGAGUGGGAGGCAAAUGGGCCAUCAUUUCAGCUUCCAAAACAGUAGGAAUUCAGCUCCUUCCUUCCAGUCUUUGUUGUGGAAUGUAGGGGAGUUAAUAAGGAAAGUUCCAGUAGGGUGAUACCAGAUAGUGCCCAAACCUGUUGUUUUAGCUUGUUGAAGCAUUCUGGAGUUUUCACUUGUCCUUCUGCCCAUUUAGAGCUACUAGAUACUUUUUUUGUUCUUGAACACUGAAGGAAAAGACAAAAUUAAGUUUUUGCUUGGAUGGAUUUCUAGUUUUCUCCUUAGGGAAAUAGGAUAGUGACUUCUGUAUUCUGUAUGUUAAAUUUUCUCAGUACCAUUAAUCCUAAGAUGAAGAGGAAGACUAUUGUUUCAGAGGCAUAGUUGAGGACGUACAGCACUACACCAGAGACAAGAAUCCUUAGCUCUAGCAAGUUUUCCAUCAUUGCCAACCUUCAUAAUCUUCAACAGGUUUAGGCCUUUCUUAGUUCCUUUAUAGCUAAUCCAUAGAGUCUUAGAGUUGUAAUUAAAGGGCCAUGAUUUUAAAUAAAGAAGCAUAUUUUUGCCACUUAAUAACUUUUUCUUUCUUAAAAAUGACACUAUUAAAAUAGCUGUUUUUGAACAGGUGCAGUAGCUCAUGCUUGUAAUACCAGCACUUUGGGAGGCCAAGGUAGGCAGAUCACCUGAGGUCAGGAGUUCAAGACCAGCCUGGCCAACAUAGUGAAACCCCGUCUCUACUAAAAAUACAAAAAUUAGCCACACAUAGUGGUGGGCACCUGUAAUCCCACUACAGGCAGGGGGAAUUGCUUGAACCUGGGAGGCAGAGGUUGCAGUGAGCCAAGAUCAUGCCACUGCACUCCAGGCUGGGCAACAGAGUGAGACUCUGUCUCAAAAAAGUAAAUAAAUAAAAUAAAAAUCUAUGACUAUUUUUGGUUGUUUUUAAAGGAUGUAUUAUCUAGAAUAUGCUUACCUAUUGGCUAGAUUUGCUGAGUGUUGUGGGAUUUGGAAUUUUGCUGAUCUAAGGGGAAUUUGUAAAACAUAUGACUGAAAGCAUUAUAAAACACACCUGGUCAAAUGCAUUAGAUUUAUAGGUCAAGGGAAUUUUGAAACGUAGGCUAGCUUGCUGCCCAAGAAUCCCACUCUAAAGUACUGCUUUGUUUAGUCAUUCUAGAUAAUGGAAGGUUGUAAGCCUCUAGAAAGUUAAAACAAGAAACUUUAUUCUGAUUAAGAGCCCCUUAACUCUAUCCUUAUCCUCUGCUAUCUCAAUGUAGCCAUUAAUUGUUUCAUCUUUGUUUCUAGACCCAAUUUUCAUUUCUCAAAUUUUGGUUUUCUUAGGACUCUAAUUAGCCUUCUGUUACUUCAGAAUGUGUAUUUUUUUUUCCUCUUAGUGUUUCCUUUCCGUUUUAAGAUUCAUCUUGGAAUAUGUGUCUGUCUUGGUCUUGGGGACUUCAUCUCUUCUGAUUUCCAUAAUAAUAAUUUGCACCAUGAUGACUUUCCAGAAUUACCCCACUGUCUUCAAAGAAUCUUGAACAGAAUAAUCUGCUUCUUUGAACUCUGUAAUCUCUUUAGAUUAUCUAUACCACAAGUUUGGAACAUCAAGGUCAAUUUUGAUAAUUUCCUAUCUUACAUCUAAAUACCUAUUCAGAGUUGAUUGCCAACUUUCAAACUGAGUCUUUAGCACUUCACUUGACACUUUUUCUCUUUAUAGGGAAUCAAAUGAAAUAGAAUGGAGAAGGGGAUGCUUUGCCUUAGUAACUCUAGUUUUUAAAAACAUAUUCAUUCCUUUUUUAAAAAAAUUUUUUUAGAGACCCAGUCUUACUCUGUCACCCAGGCUGGACUGCAGUGGUGCAAUCAUGGCUCACCAUAGGUUCCAACUCCUACAGGAUUACUUACUGGGCUCAAGUAAUCCUAUUGGCUCAGCUUCCCAAAUUGCUGGGAUUAUAGGUGUAAGCCAUUGUGCCUGGCCCACAUUUUCAUUACAGUAGCCUUCACCUUUCAGGCUCAAAUGAUUUCUCCCAUCUCAGCCUCCUACAUAGCUGGGACUAUAGGCAUACACCACCAUACCAGGUUAAUUUUUGUUUUGUUUUGUAGAAAUGGGAUUUCACCAUGUGCCCGAAUGGUUUUGAACUCCUGGGCUCAAGUUAACCUGCCUGCCUUAGCAUCCCAAAGUGCUGGGAUUACAGGAGUGAGCCACCACACCCAACCAUGAACUUCAAGUAAAUAUUUAAAAUAGAGCUAUACCACUGUGGUAUUAUGAAUAAUUUAGAUAGAAAUUUUAAUUUAGUUCAGUACUUAAAUAUUUUUUGGCUAUUCUUUCCCACUUUUCCUACAUAUUAAUUUACUGAUCUCUGAGAUAUAUCACUGACCCAGAGCAAAAUUGCAAAUUACCAUCUAAUCAGUCUAAUGCCAAUUAGAUUUCUUUGGAAUCUUUCCUGUUCAUAUUGGUGUGCAUCUCUCUGAAUUUGUAGCUUUACUGACAUUUCCAAAAAUAGGUAGAAGGUUUCUAGGUGGUAUGUUUGUUUUUGUUAGUUACUAGAGCCACUUACCCUUUGUAACUUGCUGUAAGGAAGUACAUCUUGAGGUAGACAAAAGCUAAAAGGACAAAAUGCUGAUUUCUGUGCAGGGAAGGGUCAUAUGUAGUUUUAAAUAAAAGAGAUCAUCUCUUUUGGUCUGGUUUCCCCUUUCUCCGUCUGUGCAUUUUUAAAAUUGUAAGAUCAUUUUACACGUACCAAGAGGUUUUAUUUUGGAAACUUGUGGGGAAGAUAAUGAUUUACCUACAAAUGUUACUAUUUGGAGCCAUCCCUGUGAUUUGUUUCUGAGAUUAAUUUAUCUCUUAGCCUCACUUCCUACCUUAGUAAAUUUGUCCCUCCAAAUCAGCUAAAAUCAUAUACAGUGCUAACCCAUUACUGCAAAUAGUGGUAGUUACUGUGUACUAGUGUUUCUUAUGGACUGGGUGUCACUGUCUCAUUUUUAAUAGCCCCUCAAUAGCAUCCCAUUAUUGCAAAUCAGAAAGAUGGGGUCAAAGUGAAAUUCUUUGCCCAAGUCACUCUACUAGUAAGUAAUUGAGCUGGGAUGUAACCCAGGCCUGUCAGACUCCAUUACCCAUGCUUUUGGCAACUGCAACCCUGUGAUCAGGUCAGUAAGCUAAGUGUGGAAUAAAUGAUUUUUAUUACCAAAUCAGCUGACUGGAAAUGAAGCAGAGAAUAUGCAAGUUAAAUAACUAACUCUUUUUUUUUGUUUGUUUGUUUGAGGCAGAGUCUCACUCUGUUAACCAGGCUGUAGUGCAGUGGCAUGAUCUUAGCUCACUGUAACCUCUGCCUCCUGGGUUCAAGCGAUUCUUCUGCCUCAGCCUCCUGAGUAGCUGAGAUUACAGGUGAGUGCCACCAUGCCUGGCUAAUUUUUGUAUUUUUAGUAGAGACGGGGUUUCACCAUGUUGGUCAGGCUGGUCUCAAAUUCCUGACCUUGUGAUCCACCUGCCUCAGCUUCCCAAAGUGCUGGGAUUACAAGCGUGAGCAACUGCGCCUGUCCAAGAACUAAUUCUUAUAUAUGAGCUGGGAAGAUACAUUCCUAGAGAUCCUCACUUUCUUAAGAAGGAAAGCUUAUAAGGAAUCCAAAUCUCUUGCCUCAUACAGAAAGUAAUUCAAAGAAGUCUGAUUUUUGAGAGAGUGCUGUUUUUCUCAAAUCAGAUCGUUACAGAGAAACAGUAUACUUCUAACAACUAUUGCAGGUGUAAGAAGACUGGCACAUGAUGCCAAUGAAAUUCUUUUUUUCCUUUAGUUUGGGAGCUCUCAUACCAGUUCCAUUGUACAAAUGCUGAGAUUGUUUCAAGAUUUUAUUCCUAGAGACAUGUUAGGAUUUGUGUAUCACUGAUUUCUCCAUAAAAUUUGAAUGAUUCAGGUUACUUCCUUUUUUCUAACCAUGUUAGCGUUAUAUAUAUAUACACAUUUAUUUAUUUAUUUUUUUAAUAUUGGCUUGUCUGGAGUCUUUUAAAUGCAUGCCGUGCCUUCACAUUUGGAUUUUUUUCUUAUUUUUUCAUCAAGACUUCUACCUAUAUCACUGGCUUUAUUUUUUCCUAUAAUUAAAGAAUUCACUUAUACAAAAAGAUGUUUCAAAAACACUACUAUUUACCUACAGGUGAUUUUUAGUUUAUUAGAAGGAGUUAAGAAAACAGUCCUUAAUGCCUAUAUACAGUUUUUUAAAAAAACCAUAUGUUAGCAUGGGGAGAAAUGCCAGAUGUGGGUGAAAGGGAGGAAGGCAGCAAAUCACACUGCCACGUGUAUACCUAUGCAACUAUCUUGCAUGUUCUGCACAUGUACCCCAAAACCUAAAAUGCAAUAAAAAAAUAAAAAUAAAUUUAAAAAACCAUAUGCUACAGUGCAUCCACCAAAGCUCUAAAUAAUAAACAAUUGCACAUGCUGUUAAUACAUAUUUGAUCCUUUUGUUAAGUACAUGAAAAGACAGUAUGCUUAGAGGUUAGAUGCAUGGACUCUGAAGCCAUCCUGUUUGGGAUCAUCCUGGCUACAUUGCUUACUAGGUAUGUGACAAUGCAUAGGUACUUAAUGUCUCUGCACCUCAGUUUUGCGUCUAUAUAAAGGAGAUGAUACAAAGAAUCCACCUCGUGCCUCAUGCUCACUUAUGAGUUGAAUGAAUUUAUAUAACUCUACAAUUACUUCUUAAUCCAAAAGGCUCAAAAUAUUUUGUUUUUUGUCCAUCUGUAUGACAAGUGGCAUAAAACCCGACAUGAAUUUAUGAUAUGAAUAGUCACAUUUUGCUGCAGAAAUAUUAGUAUGUUUAAUUAUAGAAUGCUAGCACUGAUCCUGCCUAAAUUGUUACAGAAUACAGCAGUUGCCCGUUAUCUGUGGCAGUUACAUUCUAAGACCCCCAAAACCUAAAUAAUAAACAAUUAUUAUUUAUUUUUUUAUAAAUAAUACUGAAUACUGUAUAUAGUACGUUUUUUCCUAUACAUAUAUGCCUAUGAUAAAGUUUAUAAAUUAGGUACAGUUAAGAUAUUAAUCAUAAAAGAAUAAUACAAUAUACUGUAGUGAAAUUUAUGUGAAAAUUUGGACAACAGUUGACUAUGGGUCACUGAAAUUGUGGAAAGCAAAACUAUGGGUAAAGGAGAACUAUAAAUGGUCUAUAUUGCAUUAUCUUCUAAAAUCCAAAAUUCUGAAUUCAUAAACAUAUUUGGUCUGAGGGUUUUAGAAUUAUGUAUCCAUGUGUGUGAAGUGCAGAGAGCAGUGCUUCAUGUUACAGAUAAUGUCAGAUGAUCUCAGGCUGGAAGGUGUAAAUCCUAGAGAAGCUUUUUUGUAUUUUAAGUUCAGUCUUCAAGAUUUGGAAUUCUCUCAAAGGAAAAGUAUAUCAGCUAGUUAACAAUUGUUAGUGUAAUUUAUAAAAUCUGUACUUUGGAGAGCAUAAGAGUUUAUGAAAAGUUUUUAAUUUUAAUAAUUUUAUGUAAUUAUUUUUGGCAGCACUUUAUAAAGUGGCAGAAAAUAUAAACUAUAUGUAGAAUGUUAAGGGACUUCCUUCAGAAGUUCUCUGAUUUUCAUUUUAAUUUCAAAGCUCAAAACAGAAGGUAAAAGACUAUUAGGAUUUGUUAAAAAAAAAUAGAGGGUAUAAAAUCACGUUGUUUAUAAACCACAAAUUGUCUUGUUAUUUCCAUCAGUGAAAAGAAGCUGAUAGAUGUUUUUAUAAGAGUCAGUUCAUCAGUCUCAUUCUUCUUGCCCCAAAUGGAUCAGUGUGGAACAGAUAUAACUGUAUGGAUAUUAAUAUGGGCUCAUACUCAGCUGGGAGUUCUCCCCACAACUACCACUUUUUACUGAUUAUCUGUUCUCUAAACUUUUCCUGUGGCUUGAAUUGACUAAAAGUGAACACAUUCAUAAGUAAUGAGCUUAGGCUAAGGAUAUAUAUCCAGUGGGCGUGAAACAUGCUUAAGAAAUUGAAUGCAUUUCCUUGACUUUAUUAUCAUUAUUUUGCUAUUGCAGAACAGUUGACUUAAAAAAUAUUACACUUUACCACAGAGACAGCUGUUUUGUAAUGGAAGUAGUAACUUACAAAUCCAGACUCUUACACUCCCAGUUCUGAUACUUUCAUAAUUGUGUUUUGAAGGCAAGUGACUUAUCUCAACUUUUUUCUUAUUUAUAACACUGGAUGAUAAUUAACCCUCAGGAUUGUGAGGAUUUAACAACUUAAGUCCUAACUCAAAUUAUGUGAUCAAUAAAUGCUGCUUAAAUAUAAAGUCCUUGAUUUAUUUUUCCACCUCAGUCCUGUUGAGUGUUGGAAUUCUUUAAAGGAGAGUGAGUCUGCCAUUUACCUGCUAUUCAAGAAUUUUCAGAAUUCAACCCCAGCCAAAAUUUUCAGCCUCAUCUCUUGUCACUGCUUUGCUGUGUACUAAAGCUCCCAGCCACACAAGAAUCUUCUAGGCAUAGUCAGACUUUUUCUGUAAAGGGCACUUAGAAUUUCUGUUGCAUAUUCUUUGUUUUUAGUGUUCAGAUCUCUGCUGUAUCUGAAUAUGUCAUGUGUUUUCAUUCCUCCUUCUGCCCCUCCUGGGCAUCUCCAGUUUCCUACUAAUGUGUCAAAACUGAGUUUGUAUACUACCUCCAGGAAAGCUGUCUCAUCUUUUGCUGCUCUGUUACUGACAUUUGUGGCAUUGGAUUGGGUUAUUUGCUUAUGGCUGAAACAUCAUUGGAUCCUUUGAUGGAGUCAUACCAAAACCGCAGUGGGUCAUGAGCAUGCUUGAGAGUGCUGAUCUAUUCCUUGUUUGUCAGAUUAGUACAUUACAGUUGAUUCAUUUCUUCCCCCAUGUGACUGAGCUUCUUGGGAGGUGGGGACUGGCUUCCAUCUUUGUAUGUGUAACACCUGGUACCUAUAGACUAGGCUCUCGAAAUUGGAUGGAUUUGCUCAUGGUCUUCCCACUACACAGAUGCCCUUAUUUUCUUACAUUCAUUCUGUGAGACCUCAAUUAGAAUAUCAGUACUCUUAUGAGAUUCCCUGCACCAUGCCCUCUACUGAAAUGCAUUGCAACUCUAGUUGUGAUGUGGAGGCACCUUGUUUAUGCCUCUGUUAUGACACCUCUAGUGGUGUCACAUGUUUUAGGGUUAAUUGCAGCUGUGUUUGUUUUACCUUGUGUGUUUUGGUCAGUUAGUGUUACUUAAGCUUUGGAUCUUUGAUACAUAGCACUGUGCCUUUCACGUGGUAUGUACUCAGAUACUGGAAGUUACUUCAUCCUAAACUAUAGUUUUUUAAAUUGGGGUUUUUAAAAAGUAUCAAGCCCUUAAAGUUUAUCAUUCAUUUGUCAAUGUAAAUAGAAUAGCAAUUUGUUUUCCAAAAGAUGGGGUUUUGCUAUGUUGCUCCGGCUGGAGUGCAGUGGCUGUUCACAGGUGUGAUAAUUGUGCAUCAUAGCCUCAAAGCCCAGGGCUCAAGUGAUCUUCUUGCCUCUGCCUCCUAAGUAGCUGAGACUAUAGGCAUGCACCAGUGUUUCUGACAGGAUUGUAAUUUUUAAGUGUGUUUUUAAGCCACAGCCAUGAGAGCAAAUUUUACCUACAUUUUUAGAGGUAGUAACAGUUAUGUAACUAAUAAAAACCAGUGGGAUUUUGUCCAAAUACUUCUUGUUUUGCUACUUAAUUUUGAGAUACUGUGGAGGGGCAUCCUGGUUUUUAUUUCCUUAUUUAUUUAUUUAUUUUGAGAUAAGGUCUUCCUCUUUGCCCAGGCUGGAAUGUAGUGGCACAGUCACAGCUCACUGCAGCCUCCAUCUCCUGGGCUCAAGCAAUCCUCCCACCUUGGCCUCUCAAAGAGUUUUAGGUAUCAGCCACUGUGCCCAGCAGUUUUUGUUUGUUUGUUUUGAAUUGAAUGCACUGAAGUUUAGUUUCUAACUAUGUUGGCCCUCCUUUCAUAAAAAAUCUUGAGCCCAAGUGUCUUGGGUAGAGUACAGGGGAAGCCACAUCUUAAAAGACAGGCAUGGAAUUAGGCUUGAACAUAUGGAGCAAUCGGUAAACCAACAGUGAGUCAAUUUAUAAGCAGACCAGUCUUUGGAGACAAAAGUUUGAAUUGCUUACCAGUCCAUUUUGUUUUCUGGAAUCCCCAAAGAAAUUUUGAGAUACUGGAUAGUAGAAAACCCUCUUUGAUGAGGGUUAUAUACUUUAUUUUUAAACAGUAUUAACACCCUUGAGGCCCUUGAAGUCUUUGCUGUCAAAAGGUAUAUACUUUUCCUUUGAGUGAACUUUUACUUUAAGGUAUGUAAUAGAAUGAUAUAGGUAACUGAAAAAGAACUUGGUUCAUGACAUCCACUCAUUCAUUUAUUCACUCAGCAAAUACUCAUUGAUUGCCAAAUGUGUGUCAGACACUGAACUAGGGAAUAGGUAAACAAAGUUCCCUCUCUCCAUGGAGCUUAGCUUGUGGUGGGGGGAAGAAGCAAAAUUUAUGUUAAAUGAUGUUAACAGAAGAGUGUACAGUAGGCAGUUAAAAUUUGAUACAGGUGAUCAACUGACUAAGCAAGUGAUAUUUGAAUACAGACUUGAAGGAAGUGAAGGAGUAAGCAGUGCAGUUUCUAGAGAAAGCUCACCAAGCCACAGGAAUGCCACAUGUGAAGACCCCAAUGCAGGAAUGUUCCUGAUGUGUUUGUGGCAAGCUGAGGAGGCUGUGUAGCUUGAGCACUGUGAGCAUGGAGUGGAGUUAAUUGAUUAAGUGAAAGGGGAAAGGGGAGGACAGAGGUCAUGUAGGGCCUUGCAGGUAAUAAGAGUAAGGUGGUGGCUUGGGCCAGGGUUUGUCCCAGCUUAAUUUGAAAUCCUGUUCUCUGUUUUCAAAAUGUUACCAGUUGUCAUUUAAUUUUUUUUAAAUUUUAAUAGCUAUGUACAUAUAAAGAAAUAGUACUAAAGGGUUUACAAUAAAAAGCGUUAGUCUUCUGCUCUCCCCUCCACCCCAAUCCUCAGGCAACUGUGGAAAAUUUUUUUUAGCAACCAUUCUCCCAACCCCCAAAAUCUCAAUCUCUGCAGUAAUCUGGGUAUACUUUCCCUCACCAUUCUGUUUCUGCUUUCAUUUUGCUGAAGCUUAUCCUCCAGUAGCUUUCAAAGUAAGCAUCUAGGUGGAUUGGCAGGGGCAGGUUGUGUAUACCUGAUCUCUUACGGGAGUGAAAUUGUCUUUAUCUUAUCUUUAUACUUGAGCAUACAUUGAGUGAUAGUUUGGUUGGCUGUACAAAUUGACGUUGAAAAGAAUGUUUCCUCAGCAUUUUGAAGGCAUUUUACCAUUUUGUUUUCUGGAAUCCCCAAAGCCCAGUUUUGCCCUUAGGGAGUCCAAUACCAACUCUUGCAUGCUUUUUGUCCUUGAGGGGUAAUGUUUGUUUUUAUUUCUUCACUGUCAUUUUAUUGCACUUAGGAAAUAGGGGGAAAAAUAUGUGAAAUUGACACUUUAAAUUAGAAGGUACAUCAUUUUUUAAAAGUGUAGCUGUAUCAGUACACGUUUUCUUUUUUUUUUCAGUCACUGGAAUUACUAUAAAUGUGAGCACUUGAUUUUAGAAAGGAGACAAAUUUAUACAUCUAACAAGGAUUGCAGUGCUGUUUUAUUCUGAAUACCUUGAUGGUAUUGAUGUGAAUUUGAGUUACGAUAUAUGACUUAAUGAGCAUAUUGGAAACCUUCAGUCUGAAUACUUAACUUAUUUCUGCCCUUUUCUUCCUUAACACAUUAAAGUAUAUAGGUAAUAGCAAAUGUUUGUUUAAUCUUGGUUUAGCCAAACUAUUUCUUGUUCUGGCAUAUAAAUACAAUUACAGCAGAAUAAGUACCAAGGCAAGAUUGAAGAAUGACCGGCUGUGAGCAGGGACUUAGGAAUACGCAUAGCAUAGGAUUUUAUUUUAGAGUUGUUAAAGUCAGAUCAACAGAUCAUGUUUUUAUGGGCCAUCUGCCAAGACUAGAGGUAACUUUGGAACUUCUUAUUCUCUGGAAUGCAAACAUAUUUGCAUUCCAUCCCCUGUCAAUAUGAGGAGACAAAAAUUAAGUCAGGAUUUUAGGGCUGGAAUGGAUCUUAAAUAAUAUGAAGUCCAAAUCUUUGGUUUUAUAAAUACACUUUUUCCAGAGUGCCGUCAUCUCAUAUACUCUUUUCUUCAUAACAGGUUUUUAGUGUAACUCACUUAGAUAAUUGGUAUAGACUCUCUCUUAAAAUCUAUUUAUCCUAGUUUUUUUUUUUUUUUUUUGAGGCAGGAUCUUGCUCUGUUGUCCAGGCACACAGCUCAGUUAUAGCUCACUGUAAUCUCCAACUCUUGGAAUCAAGUGAUGCUCCUGCCUCAGCCUCCCAAGUAGCUGGGACUACACUACUAGUACACUAAGCUAAUUUAAAAUAUAUAUAUAUAUAUAUAUAUAUAUAUAUAUAUAUAUAUAUAUAUAUUUUUUUUUUUUUUUUUUUACUUUUUUUGUAGAGACAGGGUCUUGCUCUGUUGCCCAGGCUGCUCUCUUAACUCCUGACCUCAAGUAAUCCUCUUGCCUUUCGCUUCCCAAAGUGCUGGGAUUGCAGACAUGAGCCACUAUGCUUAGCUGAUUUACCCUAAUCCUCUGCUGACCUUCAGACAGCUAAAAUUAAUAUUGGGCAGAUACUUUGUAUAAUAUAUAGGGUAAUCAUUUUUAAGCUUAUUGGUGAGUAACCCUCACCUGGGAAGCUUGUUUUUAAAAAUGUAGACCUUCAUUACUCCAGAGAUUUUGAAUUCGUACCUUUGGUAGAGGAUCCAGUAAAUCUUUGUUUUUAAGGAACUGAUGGUUUUGAAGCAGGUGACCUGGAGGACUGCAUGUAGAAUACAGUGAUGUCAACGAGUAAAGAAAACGGAAGUGAGAUUAGCACUAAUCACCUCUAAUGCCUUAUUUCCAAUAAAGUUUAAAGAAGAGGAAAAGCUACUUGGGAGCUUGCUCCUUUGAAGGUUUUGUUUCUCUCUCAACGUAGAAAUUAAAAGGUAGAUGAGAGAUGCUAGCCGAUCCUUUUUUUCUUCUUUGAUUAGAACCUUGGGGGUCAUUAUGAUUAAGUUAUUGAAUCCAUGUCACUGUGUGACAGCACAUGAUGAAAGAAAAUCAAAUGUUUGUUUCAAUCAAAGUGAAGCAAAAUGAAAAUAUUUGGGCUAGACACUAUUUUGUCGCUGCUAAAAUAUUACUAGAACUGAGCAGAGAAAUAGAGCCAUGGCAUAUACUAAUUAAUAAUGAGAUACUAUUUAGCAACUGGAUUGUUCUCAGAUGAUGCCUGUUUAAUUACACAUAGGUGCUAAGUGAAUGUUAAAAAUUAUGGUGCUGGUUGAAUAGGCAGAGUAGUUUGUGGUAGGGCACAUCCCAUGGAGAUAUUUUUUACUACUUAAUUUUUUAGAGUUAACUCAGUAACAACAGGCAGGAAUAGAGUUUUAAUUGAAACGAAACCACUUGCCUUUAACAGCAUUAGUCCUCCUAAGAAAAAGUUUUUGCUCUAGUUUAUGAUAGGUCUUCGACUUAGCAUACAGCAAAUUUAGUAUAAAAGAUGGCUAAUUAGGCUGAUGAAAUAUAGACAACUGAAAAUAAAAUUCUUAGCAAUUAAAUAAUUUGUACCUUAGAAGGAACCCGGAAGGACAGGAAGCCAUAGAGAUCCUGCUUUUUAAAAAAAGUGAUUUCAAGUAAGUUUGCAAAUACAAUGCUAGUAAAAAGUAUAUAGAGGUAUUUCUUUCAAACUAUCUUGUUACUAUUAGAAUUUUUGUAGUCAUGUGCAGAAGAGAGAAAAGGGGUUGGAUUUUCUAUGGUUCUGAUUGAGUUUUAAGAAUUUGGUGUGAAGAGAAUUUUUGCAAAGGAGCAGGCACAAAGGUGAGAAGAGGAAUACAAAACACAACAUCUGUAAAUUACUAAGAGGGAAUUUAAAGUGGGGUGUAUCUCUUAAAACAGAUGGUUUUGAAUAAUUUGGUGUUUUCAACCAAUGACUUAAUAUAACUUAGUGGGUAUACUAUUUCCAGUCCCAUUACUGAUUUUUAUCCCUUUGUGAUAACAUACACCCUAAUAAAGACUGACUCCUAUAUAAUUGAUUUUAAAACUAUUAAGAUGUAAAAAAAGGUUCACUAAGCCAAACACCUUAGAAAAUAGCUUCAGCUAUUUGCUAUGUUUAGAUUAUAUAUGCAUAAAAGUAUUUAUGUAUAGAUGUACUUACUUACACAGUAAGUACCUAAAAAUUGUAAAUUGAAUACUUUUGAAUGUAGGCAGUUGAAGUAAAACCUGUGGUGAGUUCUUCAGUCAGUCAACACAAACCUGUUUUGUACAUUUAAUGCUAGAAUUAUAUUGGACUUUCUCAAAAUGAAGCACACCUAUAUAUGCAUAUAGUAUAUGAGCAUGCAUAUAUGUACAAAAGCCCUUAAGAAGGACUUCAGCUUUCUUUUAUAAACACCAAAACACUCUCUGCCUGUAAAAUGUUUUUGCUGCAAUUUGUAUCAUUAACUCUCAAAUUUACAUCUUCAUGUUUGAGAUAUACUUUUAGGACUGUCUAUGCAUGUAGACUUUUGUCAACUCCCUCCGACUCCCUCAAUAAAUCAACUUCAAAAAUAUAUUGUGACCAUUUUUAUAAAAUACAUGUUCAUAAAACAAAUCAGCAUAUUUAGCUUAUCCAGAAAUAAGUCAAUCCACCCAAAGAAUUUCUAUUUUGUAAAAAUGUAGCUUGUAUUUCAGUAUAAUAAAAUCUGAUAUAAGAAA